This is a messenger RNA of Spirodela intermedia, 640 nucleotides long. The record is from the annotation of a GenBank genome assembly. Lineage: Eukaryota; Viridiplantae; Streptophyta; Magnoliopsida; Alismatales; Araceae.
AUGGGAAACGGUCACUCUACGAAAGGGAAAGGAAUAUGUCAGGGAGUGGUUUUGAAAAUGCAAGGAUUGACUAUGGUAGAACACUACUUACCAUUGCAACUUAGGAGCACCGAUGUAAUCCUCAAUAAGCAGUGGCUCAAAUCAGUCAGAUGGAUACGCAUACACUGGGCUUGUUAACAAUGAAGUUUUGGUCAAAGGUGUAGUAAAGACCCUCAAGUGAGAUACAAGCAUGUGCAAGAUAGGCAUCUUGUUGCGGGCCAUGGAAAUGAAGAAGGGCCAAUCGCUACUUGUGGAAUUACAUCAACUACUGGAUGCGAAGGGGCCCAAAGUGAUCUCCCAAUUUGCAACUGAUCCUUACAAAUGUUCACACUUCAAGAAAAAAGACGAAAUUGAAUUCUUGUUUCAAAAUUUAUGUGAUGUUAGAAUUGUUCAACCGUCCAACAGUCUAUACGAAAAAGAAGGGAGUUGAUGUUUUUGUCUAGACUACUGGGCACACAAUAAGAUAACUGUACCAAACAAGUUUCUCAUACCAGUAGUGAAUGAGUUCUUGAACGAGCUUCAUAGUAUGAUUAUUUCACUAAAUUAGAUCUCAAAUUUAACUAUUACAAAUCAAAAUGAUUGUAAUGCCCACACAUUAUGA